Molecule: messenger RNA, 1079 nt
Organism: Ziziphus jujuba (common jujube)
Lineage: Eukaryota; Viridiplantae; Streptophyta; Magnoliopsida; Rosales; Rhamnaceae
Product: N-terminal acetyltransferase A complex catalytic subunit NAA10
Exons: 1
Coding region: 131-763 (210 amino acids)
Biological process (GO): N-terminal peptidyl-glutamic acid acetylation
Cellular component (GO): NatA complex
Molecular function (GO): protein N-terminal-serine acetyltransferase activity; protein-N-terminal-glutamate acetyltransferase activity
Source: RefSeq, a predicted model, not a curated record
CUCUCUCUCUCUCUCUCUCUCUCUCUCUCUCUUCUUCAGCCCCUCUCUCUCUUCCCCAAAUUAAUAAAUUGUCAACCAGAGAAAAAAAACCCUAGAAAAUCCCAAAAACAAACCCCAAAGUCUCAAAACCAUGGUUUGCAUACGCAAGGCCACCAUAGACGACCUUCUCGCUAUGCAAGCUUGCAACUUGUUCUGCCUUCCAGAAAAUUACCAGAUGAAAUACUACCUCUACCACAUCCUCUCAUGGCCGCAACUCCUCUACGUCGCCGAAGACUACAACGGUCGGAUCGUCGGCUACGUCCUGGCCAAGAUGGAAGAAGAAAGCAACGAGUGCCACGGCCACAUAACCUCUCUCGCUGUUCUCCGAACCCACAGGAAAUUAGGGCUUGCAACCAAGCUCAUGAACGCUGCUCAGAGCGCCAUGGAACAGGUGUUUGGAGCUGAGUAUGUUUCACUUCAUGUGAGGAAGAGCAAUAGGGCUGCUUUCAAUUUGUAUACGGAGACUUUGGGGUAUAAGAUUCAUGAUGUGGAAGCUAAGUAUUAUGCCGAUGGUGAAGAUGCGUAUGACAUGAGGAAGGAGUUGAAGGGGAAGAAGACGACUACGCAUGGUCAUGGGCAUGGUCAUCAUCACCAUCAUCAUGGUCAUGGCCAUGGUCAUCACCAUCAUCAUCAUGAGCAUGGUGGUGGGUGUUGCUCCGGUGAGGCUAAAGGGAGUGGGAAAUCCGAGAAGGGGAAUGCCAAAGCAGAGGCCAAAGCAAGCUGAGGAAGACAAUGUGAAAGGGGAGUAUUAGAUAUAAAUGUAUUUUAUGUUUUCUUUUCUUUUCUUUUUUAAAUUGGUAAUUGAAUUUACUCUGCCUUAUUAUUGUAUGUUGGACCGCCUGGGAAAAUAAUGCAUUUCGGGGAUUGAGAAAUUUAGUGGUAAUGGGAAGUUUCUGACUUUGAAUUCUUAUUAUUAGCAUGGUUGUGGGGUAAUGUGUUAUGGUCUAAUUGUAUUUUUGAUUGGGUUAUUUUCCCAAGUUUUAUUAUGUCAUCUCAAUAUUUUUGUUGUCGAAAUGAGAAAGUUCUUUGUGUUUUUGCAA